UGUUCUUUCUGGUUGUAGAAUGGCAAGGCAGAUGUGAAGUCCCUCAUGGCGAAAUUUAACACUGGUAACAACCCAUCAGAGGACGUUCCGGUUAGCAAUCAACCCUUCAAAAUCCCAGGACAACCUUCAUCUUCAGGACUACAGGCAAGGAAAGCUGCACUUGAGAAAUUUGCCAGUCCUCCUUCAGGUCCCAGUACCUUUCAGAAGUCUGCAUCUCCUAAACCGUCAUUUGGAGCAAAACCUUCUAUUGAAGAUAAACCAGAAAGGGAUCCAAAACCUCCCUAUCUAAAACAUAACCCUGUGGCACACAAGUUCGGGUCUCCGGUUAAUGCAGCUAACAGAGAAGCUGAUGGAAAAGCUGGAGUCACUAAAUAUCUGGGUCCUAAAGCCACUGAACUGUCAAAAGAAGAACCCAAGCCUGUGUUUCCAAAACCUCCUGUAAACAAGUUCCUUAGCUCUACUGCCCAGGAGAAUGACAUAAAGCCGCCAGGACCUAAACCGAAUUUUAAUUCUGCAGCACAAGAGAGUGAGCCAAAACCAGCAUUCCCCAAACUAGCUGGGGUUAAAGAAAAGUUCAUUGCUGCAUCACAAGAAAAUGACCCCAAGCCUCCUUUCUCUAAACCACCCCUUGGGCAAAAACCUUCUCUAAAUCCUGAUGUCUCCCACCACGAAGAUAUUUCCAACAGACAUGCUUUUCUGACUAAGGGAUCUUCAGGAUCUCUAGGCCCCAGACCAAAAAUACAUUCAUUUAAAUUACCAAAGGAAACAGCAGAAAAUAGCAGUAAUGGAACCGAUUCCCCAGGUGGUCAUUUUCCUACUGUGACUCUGAAAUCUAUUGGUAAUCGGAGCACCCCAGGACAGGUUCUAAAAAAUGUUGAGGAAAAGACUGAAGAUAAUAGGUCGGGGGUCGCCAAGAAUAUUUUCCUCAGUAAAAUUAAUCAGGAAGAUUCUGGUCCAACUCCUUCUAAAUUCCGCACGCCAACUGCCAAGCUUGUUGCAGGAGGACCAUUGGGCAGCUUCCACCAGAGAGAAGAGGGAGACCAGAAUUCUGCAACUCCCAAGCGCAAAGCAUUACCUCCAUUAUUUAAAUUGGGCCAGCCUCCCCAAAAGCCCAGCAGACCCCCAACUGUGGACCUGGAAAGAUUCCGAAAAAAUAGUGCAAGAGACAGCUCUAACAAAGAAGUUGUUAAACAGAUCUCCCACUCAGUGCUCUCCUCACCUCUACUUCCACCCUCCCAUUCUGCUACACAGACACCACCUCCUCCUCCUCCUUCAGCUUCUCACCCAUCAACACAAGCACCACCAGUUCCCAGCCUACCUCCCAGAAACAUCAAACCCAGCUCUGAUCCCUCAAGUCCAGACAAUGAACAAAGUUACGAUGAUGUUGAAUUUGGUUCAGAUGGUCAUGGAAAUACGGAUGGGGGUCAAGAGAGUGAUGGAGAGACGUAUGAAGAUAUCAAUGACAUCAGAGCCACAUCAAAAGAACAAGAAAAGAAGAGAGAGAAGGAAGAAAAGAAAAGAUUGGAACAAGAGAAGAAAGAACAAAGGGAAAAAGAAAAGAAAGAGCAAGAAAUCAGAAAGAGGUUCAAAUUAUCCGGACCCAUUCAAGUCCUUCAUCAGGCACGAGCUUGCAUGGACUACAAGGGAGGGAAGAAUGAGCUGACUGUGAAACAGGGUGAUAAUAUUGAAAUCAUCCGUAUUACAGAAAACCCUGAAGGAAAGUGGCUGGGCAGGACAACAAAAGGAUAUUAUGGAUACAUUAAAACAACCGUGGUGGAGAUUGACUAUGAUUCUUUAAAAAGAAAACAAAGACCUUCCAUGAGUGCUUCCCUGAGACGUGUAGACAAUGACCAAGAAGUUUAUGAUGAUGUUGGAGAGCAGGACAGUAUCAGCAGCCAAAGUGGUGGUAGAAGUGGAACUGGAGUGAUGUUCCCACCUCCUGUCCCCGAUGAAGAAAUUUAUGAUGGAAUUGAUGACGAAGAUGUUAAUGCUAGCAUGAAUCCUCCAAUAAAGACGUUUGGGAAAGAUGCAGGAGACAAUGAUGUUUAUGAUGAUGUAGAAUCAUCCGAAUUCCCUCCUCCACCAAUAGAAAUUGGAUCAUCAUUAAUUAUGAAAUCUCUGAGCCUUGGAAGGGGUAAAUCAGAUGAGAAAGACACACGGAAGCUUAAAAAGAUGGAAAAAGAGGAGAAAGAGUUCAGAAAAAAGUUUAAAUUUGAAGGUGAAAUUAGAGUUCUUUAUUCCACUACGAUUAUCACAGAUCUGCCGUCUAAAAAAUGGGGAGCAAAAGACUUACAAGUGAAACCAGGGGAGUCAGUUGAAGUUAUACAAAUCAUAGAUGAUGCCAAGGUCCUGUGUAGGAAUGAAGAAGGAAAAUAUGGCUAUGUCCCAAGACGCAGUUUAGUGGAGAAUGAUGGAGAUAUCUACGAUGAUAUUGCUGAUGGUUGCAUCUAUGAUAAUGAUUAAUCUUGAAUACUGGUAAAGUGUGAGCUUCAUUGGGGGUAA
This is a messenger RNA of Emys orbicularis (European pond turtle), 2502 nucleotides long. It is a transcript of the gene FYB1, whose product is annotated as FYN binding protein 1. The transcript is spliced from 17 exons. Gene Ontology annotation, cellular component: plasma membrane. Bases 46 to 2463 code for a protein of 805 amino acids. Gene Ontology annotation, biological process: T cell receptor signaling pathway; protein localization to plasma membrane; integrin-mediated signaling pathway. Gene Ontology annotation, molecular function: protein binding. The record is from RefSeq and is a predicted model, not a curated record. NCBI's taxonomy places the organism in Eukaryota, Metazoa, Chordata, Testudines, Emydidae.